AUGGAUCAUGCAAGGGAAUUUAUCAAGGUAUGCGUGUCCGAGAAGCACCUGACACUGCUUGUUCCGGACAAAGAUGCGGAUGGGCUUUCAUCAGGCAAAAUCAUGCAUCACACGCUCACCUCUCUAGGUCUUCCCAAGGAUUGCAUCAGGGUGCACAUGCUUGCAAAAUCAGCUUCUGUCUUCCAGGACUCGGAACGCGAGAAAAUGGAGGGAUAUGGCGCUACGAGAAUCAUUGUCAUGGAUCAAGGUUCGCGAGGUGGACCAUCCCUUGUUUCACCAGUCACGCCGGAUGGUAAAUAUGUGUCCACGCUCAUAAUUGACCAUCACGAGAGCGAUGAGUUCCCCGAAGGUUCACUUGUCGUAUCUGCUUGUCACUCUCCUCCGAUCGUCACUUCCUCAUUGCUCACGUACCUCAUCUGUUUGCCUCUCCACCCGAGUAUACGUGACGAGUGUGCAGUGCCCGCUCUGCUGGGUGUAUUUGGAGACUUAGGUCCGAAUGUUGUGAAGUGGAAUGAGCCACCAUGGCCAUCUCACCUCGGGGAUGUAGUUAAGAAGGUGACAAAGAAGGCCCUGUCAAAUGCAGUGAGUAUGAUGAACGCUCCGAGACGAACUACAGAAUAUCAAGUGCAUGAUGCAUGGGAGGCUGUCCUAAAAGCCAAGUCCUUAGAAGAUAUUUCCCGGAACCGAGUCUUCCUCGCAGCCCGCGCUCGAGUGAAUGCAGAAGUCGAACGUUGCACACACGUAGCACCGCAGUUUUCAAAAGACGGGUGCGUGGCGUUGCUGCGCAUCCACAGCGGAUAUCAAAUACAUCCCGUAAUCGCCACACGUUGGGCAGGAUACCUUCGUGCUCGGGAUCUUCAACUUGUCAUGGUUGCAAAUGAUGCGUACCAUCCAUCUGGAACGUAUACGAACUUUUCGUGCCGUAUCAUCUCAGGACUCAGGAAGCUGCCAGAGACAGAGCGACCAAACUUGAUCAAGGUAUUAAAGGAUUAUGCGAGAAAGGUUCCGGAUGAGGGCUUUCUCACGCGUGUUGGCGGUGACUUUGCGACAGGACACAAGGAAGCAACUGGUGGCAUCAUCCCGACCAAUGACUUCGAGAAAUUCGUGCGGGCGAUGGAAAUCGGAGUAAAGCCAGACCCAUCAAAUAACCAAAACAAGUCAGUGAGGAAGAAAACGACGGAUGCUGGACAGAAAGUAAAAUUGACGGAUUAUUUCUCUUCGACGAAGCCAUAA
Fomitiporia mediterranea MF3/22 is the source of this 1233-nucleotide messenger RNA. Its product is annotated as DHH phosphoesterase. Bases 1 to 1233 code for a protein of 410 amino acids. NCBI's taxonomy places the organism in Eukaryota, Fungi, Basidiomycota, Agaricomycetes, Hymenochaetales, Hymenochaetaceae. The transcript is spliced from 4 exons. The record is from RefSeq and is a predicted model, not a curated record.